Molecule: messenger RNA, 2151 nt
Organism: Dama dama (fallow deer)
Lineage: Eukaryota; Metazoa; Chordata; Mammalia; Artiodactyla; Cervidae
Product: zinc finger protein 850-like
Exons: 2
Coding region: 10-2151 (713 amino acids)
Biological process (GO): regulation of transcription by RNA polymerase II
Molecular function (GO): DNA-binding transcription factor activity; RNA polymerase II cis-regulatory region sequence-specific DNA binding
Source: RefSeq, a predicted model, not a curated record
UUUGACCAGAUGUCAGGUUUUUCUCUUGAUAAGAGUACUUGUACUGAAGAGAGGACUUGUACUGAAUAUUGUAGGGUUUCUAGUCAGUCUUCAGAACUUUUUCCACAGCACACUGUUCAGAUUCCACAGAAAGAAAACAAGUGUAAGAUAUAUGGGGAAGUCUUUAGUAAGCCAUCCAAUCUAAAUAAACAUGGGAAAAUUCAUACAGGAAGGAAACAUUUCCAAUGUACAGAAUGUAGCAAAGAGUUUAAAUGUCGCUCACAUCUUACUGAACAUCAGCGAAUUCACAGUGGAGAGAAACCUUAUAAAUGUACACAAUGUGGCAAAGCGUUGACUCACAAUUCAACUCUUUCUUGUCUUUCGCGAAUUCAUACUGGAGAGAAACAUUACAAAUGUACAGAAUGUGGCAAAGCCUUUACUUACAUUUCAGGUCUUAUUCAACAUCAGCGAAAUCAUACUGGAGAGAAGCCUUAUAAAUGUAAGGUUUGUGGCAAAGCCUUUAGCCAGCGCUAUGGUUUUACUCAACAUCAGUUAAUUCAUACUGGAGAGAAACCUUUUAAAUGUAAAGAAUGUGGAAAAGCCUUUAGCCAAUCCUCAACUCUUACUAAACACCAGCGAAUUCAUACUGGAGAGAAACCUUAUAAAUGUAAAGAAUGUGGAAAAGCAUUUAAUAGAAACACAACUCUCACUCAACACCAGCGAAUUCAUACUGGAGAGAAGCCUUAUAAAUGCAAUGAUUGUGGCAAAGCCUUUAGGCACAGCCUUCUUACUCAACAUCAGCGAAUUCACACUGGAGAGAAAGAUUAUAAAUGUGCAGAAUGUGGCAAAGCCUUUAUUUACAACUCACAUCUUAUUGAACACCAGCGAAUUCAUACUGGAGAGAAGCCUUAUAAAUGUAAAGAAUGUGACAAAGCCUUUAGUCGUCCCUCACGUCUUACUGGACAUGAGCGAAUUCAUUCUGGAGAGAGACCUUAUAAAUGUAAAGAAUGUAACAAAACAUUUACUAAGUUCCCAAAUCUUACUGGACAUCAGCGAAUUCAUUCUGGGGAGAGACCUUAUAAAUGUAAAGAAUGUAAGAAAACAUUUACUAAGUGCUCAAAUCUUACUCGACAUCAACGAAUUCAUUCUGGGGAGAGACCUUAUAAAUGUCAAGAAUGUAACAAAGCCUUUAUUCAAUACUCACAUCUUACUCGACAUCAGCAAAUUCAUACUGGAGAGAAGUCUUAUAAAUGUAAAGAAUGUAACAAAACCUUUAUUGAAUGCUCACAUCUUACCCAACAUCAGGAAAUUCAUACCGCAGAGAGUCCUUAUGAAUGUAAAGAAGGUAACAAAGCCUUUAUUCAGUCCUCGAAACUUACUCAACAUGAGCGAAUUCAUACUAGAGAGAAGCCUUAUAAAUGUAAAGAAUGUGACAAAGCCUUUAUUCGUCCCUCACUUCUUACUGGACACGAGCGAAUUCAUUCUGGGGAGAGACCUUAUAAAUGUAAAGAAUGUAACAAAACAUUUAUUCAUUGCUCACAUCUUACUCGACAUCAGCGAAUUCAUUCUGGGGAGAGACCUUAUAAAUGUCAAGAAUGUAACAAAGCCUUUAUUCAAUACUCACAUCUUACUCGACAUCAGCGAAUUCAUACUGGAGAGAAGUCUUAUAAAUGUAGAGAAUGUAACAAAGCCUUUACUACGAAUUCGGCCCUUACUCAACAUCACCAAAUUCAUACUAGGGAUAGAUGUUAUAAAUGUACAGAAUGUGGCAAGGCCUUUUUUAACGUUUCUAGUCUUACUAAACAUCAGCGACUCCAUACUGGAGAGAGACCUUAUAAAUGUAAAGAAUGUAACAAAGCCUUUACUACGAGUUCGGCCCUUACUCAACAUCACCGAAUUCAUACCGGGGAUAGAUGUUAUAAAUGUACAGAAUGUGGCAAGGCCUUUUUAAACAUUUCUAGUCUUACUAAACAUCAGCGAAUCCAUACUGGGGAGAGACCGCAUAAAUGUACAGAAUGUGGCAAAACCUUUAAUCGGAACUCAAUUCUUACUACACAUUUGCGAGUUCAUACUGGAGAGAAACCUUAUACAUGUACAGAAUGUGGCAAAGCCUUUAGUCAUAGUAGUAAUCUCACUAAACAUCUGAGAACACACACUGGAAACAAACCCUAG